Sparassis crispa is the source of this 1200-nucleotide messenger RNA. RefSeq lists its product as hypothetical. The record is from RefSeq and is a predicted model, not a curated record. Lineage: Eukaryota; Fungi; Basidiomycota; Agaricomycetes; Polyporales; Sparassidaceae. The coding region runs from base 1 to 1200 and encodes 399 amino acids. The transcript has 5 exons.
AUGUUUUUCUAUCUGAGUUUCCUCCGACCACCCCCUUUGCAGACUUCUCCCUCGGGUUCCAUAUCUAUUACUCCUCAGAUUGCUAAUGACCUGCGCACCGAGCUCUUCGCCGGCGAGCAAGACAUUUACUACGCCUGGUCCGCCGACACUCCGCCAAACGGCAGAGCGAGCACGUUUCCCUGCAUCAGCAAGCCGCAGAAACUCACGACAUGGCGGAAGAGCAGCGCAUACAAGGAGCUCGCGGUCCCACUUCCACCAGGCAUUCGGGAAGGCCAGUCUUUCCGGCUCGUUCUCACCGCGCACUCUUCAGGAAACCCGCACGUCGUGAAUCUCGCAGGUGCGACGCUCGGCGAGCGGCCUUUCCCUGUGCUGUCUAUGCCCAUCCUGUUCUCUUCGCGUUUGUCCGCAAAGGCUGGAUCCUCGACCAUGGGAAAGCAAGAACAGGUGGAGCGCGUGUACAGGAUCGCGGCGGGAUCCGGAGACCAGCUCUUUUUGCAUGUGAAAGAGCAGACGUCGUUCGAUCUCGACAAGAAAGUAUGGGACAGCGGGAUCGGGCUGAGCUCUUGGAUCGCCAGUCUAGCACAGGCGCGACCUUCUGACUCCGCUCCCCUUGUCGACAACCUGCUGGAUAUAUUGAUGUCGCGUGAACCACGGAAUAUCGUCGAACUAGGUGCUGGUACUGGCAUCGUCUCGCUGACGGUGGGAGCUCUGCGUGCGGCUAUUCCGUCCUCCAGCAAUGGAGGAUGCAUACUAACCACUGACCUCCCUUCAGCGAUGCCUCUCCUAGUACAUAACAUUGCAGAAAACGAGGCGCUAUUUCGAUCGACUUCAACCCGUCCGCGCGCACUCGUCCUCGACUGGGACGACGAACAACUCCCGAACGAAGUGUCGGCCGUCGUGAGCGACUUGGACCUCAUUCUAAUGGCCGACGUCACCUACAACACCUCAUCCUUCCCCUCCCUCGUCCGCACUCUCUCCGCCCUCACAGGUGCGCACCGCGAGCAAGCCGGGGACGAGACCGGGAUCGCGACGCGACUAAAGUCGCCGUCGAUUUUGCUAGGAUAUAAAGAACGCGACUCCUCUGAGCGAAUCCUUUGGAAUAUGGUACGUGAGAUUGGGAUCGUGUUCGAGCAAGUGGGCGAGAGGGUUGGUUCGGGAGGGGAGGCCGUAGAGUUUUGGAUUGGGCACGUAUCGCGAUAG